AUGCCACAGGUCUCUCUAGACGCUGCUGGUCUCGUCGCUUUGGCUGACCUUGCUACGACUGCGUACCGGACAGCACUUACUGGCACAUCAGCCUUUCUGGAUGUUUUCGUGCUCUGCCCCGGCCUGCAUCGGCAACAGACGGCGCCAGGGCUCAACGGCGGCGAGUAUCCAGCCGUUGCUGCCAUGACCAGCGGCUACGUCUUCCGGAUCGAGAAUCCGGCAACAGUCGUUUAUCUCCAGAAGGUCGGCCUGACAGGCCAACUAACGACGUUGUCCGUUACCAAAAUCAGGCAUCAGCACCGAAGGCUGGCGAGAUUGCUAUCCAUGCUCUACACAUUUGAAAACAGUACUUUCAUCUCGUCCGUGUCGUACAUGUGUGCCAUCGCUGCGACAAUCAUCGUACUAUCCCUCAUGAUCGUCUUAGAAGACUGGUGGGGCGUCUUUGUUAUCCUUCUCCUCAUGUUUGCCCGGCUCUGCAACAGCUUCGUAAUCCGCAGACGCAGUCAACUUGGCUGGCAAGGUGCCAGCGAACCCGGUGAAAAUGGCGAUUUGCUUGUUCUUUUGAGCCAGGACCGAUGGAUCCGGAUGCGUGGAGCCGUCGAUGAUCUGAAGGCUGUUACCUCCGGCCAGUGGCUCCGAGACCCAACUUUCAUCGAGAGCUCAGUCAGCGCAUUUGCGACUUUGCUGGUGUACCUAGAUGCAGCGCUAGCCAGCAAUGUCAGCCAGCUGGGCAAAGUGCUUCUACUGGUGCUGUUGGUCAGUUCGGCGGCGCUUUUAUCCAUCGCGAAUGUGAGGACCGAUGAGUUGCAGAUGCAUGGAUACAUCGUCGAAGUCAACGGUCCACGCAGGAAGUACGAGAGGAGGCUGCAGAUGGCGGAAGAACUAAUCCAGGAGUCAGGAAGAGAUGAUUGGGCAGUGCAGCUGGGCAUGAUCAGCCGGAACGUGGACGACACUACAAAAGCCAAGCCCGAAGGUGUGGUGACAAUGUGA
Molecule: messenger RNA, 990 nt
Organism: Coniosporium apollinis CBS 100218
Lineage: Eukaryota; Fungi; Ascomycota; Dothideomycetes
Exons: 1
Coding region: 1-990 (329 amino acids)
Source: RefSeq, a predicted model, not a curated record